CGAAAUAACAAUUUUGCACAGACAACAUACGUAAAUACACUUGAAAAAAGUAUUGUGAUAAAUUAUUUCGACGUAUUACUACACAUUUGGCUGACGUUGGAAGUUACUUAGGUCAGGCAAAUAAAAUAAAAAUUGUAAUAAGCAGCUUAAGGAGUGAAGUGAGUAAACUUGCACGCCACGCAAACGGAAACAAAUACACUCAAGGAUUAGAAAGUUGACAAGAGGAGCUAAGAGCAACGUGCCUCCUAACAGCAGCAAAACGUGCCAUUAAAUAAGACUCCUAGUAUUGGAACUUAGGUUUCGAAUUUCUUCAAUUAAACCAACAAGCGAACCCAAAACAAAAUGGCUGGUGGCGGUGAUCCCAAAUGGCAAAAGGAUGCAGCUGAUCAGAACUUUGAUUAUAUGUUCAAACUGCUCAUAAUCGGUAACUCUAGUGUUGGCAAGACAAGUUUUUUGUUCCGGUACGCGGACGACAGUUUUACCUCAGCCUUCGUGUCCACAGUUGGCAUAGACUUUAAAGUGAGAACAGUAUUCAGACAUGAUAAACGCGUUAAACUGCAAAUAUGGGAUACUGCAGGACAGGAACGCUAUAGAACAAUAACAACAGCAUACUAUCGUGGGGCAAUGGGUUUCAUUCUAAUGUAUGACGUUACAAACGAGGAAAGUUUUAAUUCUGUGCAGGACUGGGUAACUCAAAUAAAAACAUACUCCUGGGAUAAUGCACAAGUUAUACUUGUUGGCAACAAGUGUGAUAUGGAGGAUCAGCGGGUUAUUUCAUAUGAAAGAGGCCGUCAGUUAGCUGAUCAAUUAGGUGUUGAAUUUUUUGAAACUUCAGCUAAGGAAAAUGUCAAUGUCAAGGCUGUAUUCGAGCGUCUUGUUGAUAUCAUAUGCGAUAAAAUGUCGGAGAGUUUAGACUCAGAUCCAACGUUAGUUGGUGCCGGACAGAAAGGACAACGACUGACAGAUCAACCACAAGGCACACCUAAUGCAAAUUGCAAUUGUUAAAUUUAUAUACAUAUAUAUAUGUAUUUAUAUAUAUAUAUAUAAUUAGUGGU
Messenger RNA from Teleopsis dalmanni, 1055 nucleotides. RefSeq names its product ras-related protein Rab-3. Bases 343 to 1005 code for a protein of 220 amino acids. Gene Ontology annotation, cellular component: endosome; plasma membrane; synaptic vesicle. Gene Ontology annotation, biological process: protein secretion; regulation of exocytosis; protein localization to plasma membrane. Lineage: Eukaryota; Metazoa; Arthropoda; Insecta; Diptera; Diopsidae. The transcript has 5 exons. The record is from RefSeq and is a predicted model, not a curated record. Gene Ontology annotation, molecular function: GTPase activity; GTP binding.